This is a messenger RNA of Cantharellus anzutake, 3945 nucleotides long. RefSeq lists its product as uncharacterized. Bases 1 to 3735 code for a protein of 1244 amino acids. NCBI's taxonomy places the organism in Eukaryota, Fungi, Basidiomycota, Agaricomycetes, Cantharellales, Hydnaceae. The record is from RefSeq and is a predicted model, not a curated record. The transcript is spliced from 12 exons.
AUGUUCAGGGGGCGGAAGCUUGUUAGAGUUGCGUGUGCUGCAGUAAACUGCGGCGUAUCUGUUUCCAUCGUGACAGCCAUUGCACGUAACCUGAACCUGAGUCUUGCAAACUAUAUCGGGAGUGGUAAAUCUCCGGGAGGUACCAAAUGUGAAGUUGUUUUGGACGCGGUAUCUUACCGUGGAGGCAAAUCAGCAACAUACACACAUCAAGUGCCGGAAUCAGAUCCAAUAGAUGAAGUACCAAAGCCUGCGUUGCUGCAAGUCUGCAAUCAGGCAGUGCCGAUCUGGAACUGGGGAUUGCCGAACACCCCAGAAGCGACCGCUGAGAUGGGCUUUCCCUCCAAGACAAAGCCGGGCUCAUUCGUUGGCUCCUCUGCAGAGCUAUCUCGGGAUCAGGAUCGCGACGGUUCCAUGUCGAUCUCAACUCAACUCAACUCAACACCAGCAGACCUCCUCUCAAAUCCAUCCAACUCAGACCGAGCAGAGAUUUCAAAGAAACUCCUUGCUCUUGGGAGCGCACCUCUAUCUACUUUUUCGAAUCCUGCCACCGACUACGACGCCUUUCAACCCCCAACCUUACCAUCUACUCAUGUCGAGGAAGAUGUUGAAUUACAGGAAGACGAAGAAAUCAUACAGGGCUUGAACUCUACCUCUGCCCACCAACUACAGUAUGCCAGCGUGGCGAAACUCAACCGAGCUGCCCAGCGGGCCUUUGGGUCGUCCGUUCAUCAUUUGAAUUAUGAUUUCCUGGAAGAUCAGGGUCCCCGACGCAAGAAAUGCAUAUUGACAAUAACCAAGCCUGACGGUCAGAAGAGGAUAUACACUACUGAACCCGUGUUCGCCCGUAAAGGAGAGGCGAAAGCGAAAGUAGCGACCAUCGCUAUUCAACAUGAUGCUUUGCUCUUUAUUGCGGGCGGGGAUCCCGGUACCAACUCACUGCACAAUCUCCGCCUAGUCAACGCCCCGGACAAAGAACGAGGGAAGAAACACACUGAUCCCGCAGCCGCCGCCGCAGUGGAUGGCAGUAGUGGAUUAGUGGUUCCUGCUGGUGAGACGAAGGGCCAAUCGGAACAACUUCUUGUCGUUGACCGAUCUGAGAAACUCAAAGAAGUCGACGAAAUAGACAAAUGCUGUAAGGAGUGGCGUGCCGACCACGUUCGACCUGACUUCGUUAGAACUACAGAUCCAAAGACGGGACUUCAUGGUUGCGCACUUCGCAUCGCUCUUACCCCACAUCUGAAGAAAGUGUUUUCUGUCCGGACGGCGCAUCAGGACGAUGAAGAUGCGAAAGCUGCGGUUGCAAAAGAAGCCGUUGCCCAAGGUAUCCUCGAAUUCAUCAAACACGGGGAUGGGCAACAAGAACCUAUGCCAUCAGCGGCAGAAUAUGCUCCUCCCGAAUACCUUAUGGAGGGACCGGAUGAUCCAUCCUUUCCGGCAACUCGCCAAGCCUCCGACAGGGUCGCAAAGGAAAACGAAAUGACCAAGAUCCAAACGAUCAACACAUUUUGGGACGCCCUUCCCAAACCGCUCCCGGCCCCUGGUGUGGGUGUCGGCUCUGGGGAUUUGGUGGACCCGAAGUCAUGGGUCAAUCAGAUGCUGCAGCAGAACAAAGGCUGCCAGCUGACAUUGACUUUCUCAUGGUCAAUGCAUCCACGAUCUGGUUUGCAUGGCUGCGUUUUGCGUCUAGAUCACCCUUCUUUGCCUUCUAGGUCCUACAUGGUCGAUGCAGUGUUUUCCAAAAGACAAGAAGCGAAGACUGCUGUUUGCCUCCAGGCUAUAUCCGAAGAUGUCGGGGAAUAUAUUCGCUCGACAGGGAUCAAGUACAAUGAGAGUUUGACGAAAGAUAUGAAAGAACAAGCAACAAAGCUAUAUACUGUCAUUACACAGGAUUUAUCUCGUACAAAACCAAGUCAGAGAGCAGAAUGGGAGUUCAUCUGCGAGAAUCAAGUCUUCGGUUGCAACCUCACGGUACCAAUACCAAUGGAGAAUGGCGUCUCCAAACGAACUUAUAGGACAAAAAUGGAAUACCGAAGUCGCGGAGACGCGAAGGCAGCCGUCGCCCUCAUGGCCGUCAAUCAAGGUGUGCUAGAGUUGAUCCGUUUUCGCGGCAAGUCGCCGCCGGCGGACUACAAUAGAGACACGUUUGAUUGGAGGGUCCAUAUGACGAAGAAGGCUGCCGAGGCUGUGGAGGCCAAGAGAGCGGCUGAUGCUGCUGCAAGGGUAAUCGCCGAAGAAAAGAAGCGACAAGCUAUUGCAGAACGACAAGCGGCUUUGGAGGAACUCAGAAGGCAAAAUCUUGAACUUGAGGCGAAGCAGAAGAUGCUGCAGAAGCGAAAGCGUGAACUUGAGGACGUGGCUCUUGAGUCCUUGGAGCAUCAAAAACCACCUUUGUCUGAUGCUGGGGUUGUUGAUGGUCACGGCGGUGAGAACCCGUUCAAACGACCGAGGCAGAACUUUGAUUCAAGCCGUAUGAGCGUGGACCCCGAGUUUCGGGGGCGUAUUCCCCCUCAAUAUCCUGCUUCCUGGAAGGGAAAGUUUGCUCAAGCGCAGUCUUCGCAACCUGUGCUUGGUCGGCAUCAGCGCCUUGGAUUUGACCCUCAAGCAAUGCGUCGUGGUCUAGACGAUCCAUAUGGGCCCACGCCGUAUAGUCGUCCUUCAGAUCGCGACGUAUCGCAGGAAGGUUAUGCAUGGACACCUGACCAGCACAUUCCCAGAGGACCUAGUAGCCAACGUCUGGCUCGUCCUCAGUUUCCCUACCGCGGCGGUGGAAGGUUUCAAAACUGGGGUGUAAAGGGUAGGGAUGAAUUGGGUCGUGAUUUUAAUCGGUCUGCUGUGCAUCCCAUGAUUGCAGAGUCGCGUUCGAACCCGGCCACGGUGUCUCUUAUGAAGAACCAUCAUACCUUUGUUAACCCUGGCCUGGAGAGACGGCAGCCCAAUCACCCUCCGUAUCAAAACCACUUCGCCCCUAUGUCCGGCUUCGCGAAGCAUCCGUAUCAUUCUCAACCAAAACUCCAGCGCACACUUCAGCCUUCUGGUGCCGAGCGUCCCCUUUCAGAGCAGGAGAUUCUCGAUGAACUCUAUGCUGCAUAUCCUCCUCCCCCACAUGAGCCUUCUCAGCAUUCCAACGUCCCAGAUCAGGGUCCCAGGACAUACCUCGAUCUCGACGCAGCACCCAGUGGCGAUUCUUAUCAUGAUGAUUCUUUGUAUGGAAGUCCGGGCUCUACUUCCAACCAUAAUAACAGAUUCAAAAGCGGUGUCGUAUCUGCCGCUGGGUCUUCGGGCUUAGAUGCAAACCCUACAGCCUACGCGAGCGGGGCCGACCCGGACAAACAACUUGAUUCUUCAGAUCGCACUCGUGCACAUCUGGGAGCAUUUGAGUUUGAUGAUGACUCUAUUCCGUUCUCCUCCUCUGCAGGGCCCCCUAUGGAGGCGGUGCAGGAACCUAGUGUAACUUCUGUUACUGUCCAAGUAGAUGUUUCUGAGUCCACCCAGCCCAGUGACAAAUCUUAUCUGAAGCAGCUCUUCGAAUUGUGUAAGGAAGCUGGUAAACCUCGACCCGUGUUCCACUCUAAUGCGGUGAACACCGGAAGAAGUGUUGAGUACAGUAUCUGGAUCGUGAUGGGGAAAGAGAGGCUCGAGUUACCCGUAACGUUCCCUGACCUCAAAACUGGCCAGGAAAAACUCAGCAAGCAGGUCGUAGCGCAUCUUCACAGGACUCUGAAGAAAGAUGUAUGAUUCGGUCGCAUUUAAUUUUUUUUUCCAUCUUUGAGGCUCAUCCCACUUCAAUUUAAUAUUGACCGCUGACAUCCUUCGUUUCACACCCAUGUGGCACCAUUGGGUUACCCUGCCCCUAGACACCACUCCAAUACUCUCAGUAUUUCACCAUGCGUGUAUUCACACCUUGAUACCAUCUUGCAAUUACCAGAAUGGGUUUGCUUCUCUUUG